This is a messenger RNA of Anopheles bellator, 375 nucleotides long. RefSeq names its product histone H2A. Gene Ontology annotation, molecular function: DNA binding; structural constituent of chromatin; protein heterodimerization activity. NCBI's taxonomy places the organism in Eukaryota, Metazoa, Arthropoda, Insecta, Diptera, Culicidae. Bases 1 to 375 code for a protein of 124 amino acids. The transcript has a single exon. Gene Ontology annotation, cellular component: nucleosome. The record is from RefSeq and is a predicted model, not a curated record.
AUGUCUGGCCGUGGCAAAGGAGGUAAAGUGAAGGGAAAGGCAAAGUCCCGCUCCAACCGGGCUGGUCUGCAAUUCCCGGUCGGACGUAUCCAUCGUCUGCUGCGUAAAGGAAACUAUGCCGAGCGCGUCGGUGCCGGAGCUCCGGUCUAUCUGGCCGCGGUGAUGGAAUACCUGGCCGCUGAAGUGCUUGAGUUGGCCGGCAACGCCGCUCGUGACAACAAGAAGACGCGCAUCAUCCCGCGUCAUCUGCAGCUGGCCAUCCGCAACGACGAGGAGCUGAACAAGCUGCUGUCGGGCGUCACCAUUGCCCAGGGUGGCGUGCUGCCCAACAUCCAGGCCGUGUUGCUGCCGAAGAAGACCGAAAAGAAGGCUUAA